GGUCCCCCGUUUUCCGUCGUGGGGAUGCAGGCAAGUGGCAUGUUCCUUCCGUUCCCAUCUGUUUGCUGUUAAUUAACUACUCAACCUGCAUUGCGUCACUCUUCAACUUUCCUUCUAAUUCUAUUCUAUUUUCCUAUCAUCAACUUCAACCUCUUUCCUUAAUUCAUUAAUCAAAAACCAAGUGUUCUCAUUUCUUUCGAUUAGACAUUCUCUCUCUCAUCGCGAUCUCUCGAAAACCCUACUCUCUCUCUCUCUCUCUCUCUCUCUCUCUCUGGAGCUGCUCGUAAGGAGGAUCGAGCAGUUUCAAUUUCGAUUCACGAUGAAUUUUACUCAGCUCAAUUUCGCCUCUUGAUUCUCACAAUCAUGUGGUUUGCGUUCUGGAGACCCAAAGAUCGUUUUUCCUUGGAUCAACUCAGGUACUUAGCUGAUCAGUUGACAAAAGUUCAAAUAGUUAAUGAGGUUAAUAAGGAUUUUGUUAUCGAGGCACUAAGAUCAAUUGCGGAGUUGGUAACAUAUGGCGACCAACAUGACCCAAGCUUUUUUGACUUGUGGCAGAUUUUUCAUGGAAAAGCAAGUAGUGGGUGAUUUUGUACGUAUUCUAAAACUUAGCAGGACUAUAAGCAUUCCUCUUCAGUUGCUACAAACAGUGAGCAUUAUGAUCCAGAACCUUCAAAGUGAACAUGCUAUAUAUUAUAUGUUUAGUAAUGAACAUAUGAACUACCUAAUUACAUAUGCAUUUGAUUUCCGCAAUGAAGAGCUAUUGUCAUACUACAUAUCUUUUUUAAGAGCAAUAAGCGGGAAAUUGAACAAGAAUACUAUUUCACUUCUUGUGAAGACGCGCAAUGACGAAGUAGUUUCAUUUCCACUGUAUGUUGAGGCGAUACGCUUUGCCUUUCAUGAGGAGAAUAUGGUUCGUGCUGCUGUACGUGCUGUGACCCUUAAUGUUUAUCACGUUGGAGAUGACUCUGUUAAUAGAUAUAUAACUAGCGCACCUCACACAGAUUACUUCUCAAAUCUGGUUUCCUUUUUUAGGAAGCAGUGUAUGGGUUUAAACAGACUGAUCUCUGAGACGCUAAAAAAUCCAGGCCCAGAUUCAAACUCUACUGUUACUGCUGCUGUAGAUGAAAUUGAGGAUAACCUGUAUUACUUCAGUGAUGUGAUCUCUGCUGGAAUUCCUGAUGUUGAAAGGUUAAUAACAGACAGCAUUCUGAUGCUUCUGAUUUUUCCAGUACUUCUUCCUUCCCUGAGGAUGGUGGCUGUUAAUCAUGUUAACCAGGAUAUGCAAAGUGGUGUUGUCACUUCUCUCUACUUACUUUGUUGCAUCUUGAAGAUAGUCAAGAUCAAAGAUUUGGCAAAUACAAUAGUUGCUGCUCUUUAUUACCCCUUAAAGUCCUUUACAAAAUGUUCUGGGAGUCAAGUCAAUGGCUAUAUACCUGAUCAUGGUUUUACAUCUGAAAGCGAAGGGACAUGUAAUGAUAAUCUUGCUCAGAAUAAUACGGAAGGCUUGAAGGUCAAUGUGCCAUGCUCAUCUAGUUCUUCAGGUUCUCAUCAACAAAGUGUCACCAUGCUAAAUAACGGUAGCAGUUCGAAUGCGGCUUUGAGGGAAGUUUUGCUUGAAUAUGUAACUGAAGGGGAUGACGUACAAGUUUUGGGUUCCUUGAGUGUGCUUGCCACUCUAUUGCAAACUAAAGAACUUGAUGAGUCAAUGCUAGAUGGGCUUGGAAUUCUUCCACAACGCAAACAGCACAAAAAGCUCUUAUUGCAAGCUUUGGUUGGCGAGGCUUCAGAGGAAGAGCAACUUUUUUCUUCUGAAAGUAGCUUGACUAGAGAUGGCAUUGCCUGUGAGCUUGAUGUUUAUCUUGAAAAGAUCAAGGAGCAUUAUGGGGUAUCUUUCCAGCCUUCAAAUGUGGGAUCCAGCCCUCGUGUACCUAGAUUUCAGGUUCUUGAUGCAUUAGUGAGCCUCUUUUGCCGUUCUAAUAUAUCGGCAGAGACAUUAUGGGAUGGUGGUUGGCUUUUACGCCAGUUGCUUCCAUACAGUAAGGCAGAAUUCAACAACCACCACCUGGAAUUGCUGAAAAUUUCAUACGAGAAUUCUGCUUCUGCUCUUGAAAAGGAAGUUAGAGGUUUCUGGCCUGACCUUCUUAUUACUGUUCUUUGUGAUGAGUGGAGAAAGUGCAAAAGAGCAAUGGAGUCCUCAUCCCCUCCAAAAGAACCAAAGUGCAUACUUUAUCCACCUCGAAUGUUCUUUUCAGAAGGUAAGCUUGUAGCUGUUCCAAUAUUUUUUCUUUCUUUCACUGGUUAUGUCAAGAAUAGUAAGAAGGCUUUUGAUUCUGUUUCCGAUGUUCCCACAGAAGAUAUACCUGAGGGAUCAUCAUUUACUGCUGGAGAAAGAAUGCAUGAGUUGGUGAAGGUAUUUGUACUACUGCACCAACUUCAAAUAUUCACUCUUGGUAGAGCUUUGCCUGAGGAACCUCUUAUUUAUCAUCCAUGUGAUCAUGGUACAAAUUCUCGUGCCCAAACUUCUGGGCUUAUGUCAGUCCCAAAGCCAGGCACUGAAAUCAACCUCGUUAAUGCCGUACCUUGUAGAAUUGCUUUUGAGAGGGGCAAAGAACGUCAUUUUUGCUUUCUAGCAAUCUCUGUAGGAACAUCUGGUUGGCUUGUGCUUGGAGAAGAAUUUCCGCUGAAGAAGCCUUACGGAGUUGUUCGGGUUGCUGCGCCGUUGGCUGGAUGCAAUCCUAGGGUUGAUGAUAAGCAUUCAAAAUGGUUACACCUGCGGAUCCGACCAUCCGCUUUACCUUUUCUGGACCCUGUCAAGUACAAUCCACAUGGGAAGUUAAAGACAAAAGCUUUUGUUGAUGGAAGAUGGAUAUUGGCGUUCAGAGACGAGGAGUCUUGUAAAACUGCUUUUUCCAUGAUUCUUGAAGAGAUUAAUUAUCUGUGUGAGGAGGUUCAUAGAAGAAUAAAACCUUCGCUCAAGCUUGAAACUGCGAUAGAUAUAUCAAGCUCGUCUGCACCUGUUUCAGAAGAUUCCUCUUCACAUACAACACCUCCCAAUUCAUUGUAAGUUCUUUGAUUCAUUUAAAAUAAUAGGCCGUUCACUCCAGGGGUGGGAAAUUAUUAUGUCUGUCACCCUUUUGUAUAUGCUCCCAAAAUAUACCCGAUUUGUAGAUUAGAAAUUGUGGUUUAGUGUCAUUCUUUUUGUAUACUAGUUCUUUCUCCUGAUUUGUAAAUUUACCCUUUUGUCUCAUUCUUUAGGAGCUCUAACCUAGGCCCCAUAGUUUUCUUUUAUAUUAUACAUUAUCAGUAAGCACUGUAACAAAUGUAAAUUUGAGGGUACUCCAUGAAGGGUUUUUUCCUUGUUUCGACGUGUGUUAUUUGUGAUUAUAUGGAUUACAGAAUAAUGAAAGCUUUUCUCUUUUCUUUCCA
Molecule: messenger RNA, 3426 nt
Organism: Cicer arietinum (chickpea)
Lineage: Eukaryota; Viridiplantae; Streptophyta; Magnoliopsida; Fabales; Fabaceae
Source: RefSeq, a predicted model, not a curated record